Molecule: messenger RNA, 1041 nt
Organism: Durusdinium trenchii
Lineage: Eukaryota; Dinophyceae; Suessiales; Symbiodiniaceae
Source: the annotation of a GenBank genome assembly
AUGGUGUUUUUUGUCAAGACCUCCAGGACCCUGAGCUCGUCCGCUUCAGAUGAGUGUGAGUCGGGCAGCCACAGCAUGGAGGACAACUCGGAUGGCUUUUCCGACGAAUCCUCCACGCACAUGAGCCGCGUGGACUCAGACAUUGCUCACACGCGAACCAUUUACACCAGAAGUAGAACAAAGAUGGCUUUGAUGAGGCAUCACUUGUCAAAUGGCCAGCGAGUGCUACACAAGACGCGCUGCCGUAUUUCUGGAUCCUUCCUCAUGUUGGGCCUGAUUUGUUCAGUCUGCGUGAUCUUUGAGUUCUCGCGGCAAGAAAGCCUGGAAGAAUUGGGAAUGCUAAACAGCACCAAGUAUGUGGACCAGGCAAUAUUUGGUGCCCUCAUGUAUUUCUUCCAAAUCAUUUGCUGCUGCUUAGCACCCAUGGCGGACGACCCACGAUUGACGCGAUGGGCGCUCUUGCAGCUGUCCUUGGUUGGACUCUUGGCCGUGAUUUUCUUGGUUGGCCCGACCCUGGCGACCUACCUGGAUACCGUGGAGAAGCAAAACACUUCAGAAGGAGGUUGCCUUCAGCCGAGGUAUGGCAUUGACGCACCAAACAUGGUGUGUGACAUGAAGUUGGUUCAGCUUGUAAUGCGGACGUGCUCUUUGGCCCUACUGGUGAUCUCCAACUUCAUUGUGGUCUUCUGGGAUGAUACUGCCCAUAUGCAGAGGGCUAUGUGGGGUAUAGCCACAGUUUUCAUCAUGGUGGAGACUGGUGCCAUUGUGAUCUACUCUGUGACUGUGGCCAUUUUGAUGCACGUGCUGGAUCCAAUGUCCCUGCGUUUGGUUGGGAUGCUCCCAGCUUUGGCGGUGAGUCGGAUGAAGACCUUACGAAGCCGAGUUCAGAUGAUGAUCUCCGGCAUGGCACGCUACCGAAACAACCGUGCGGCCGCGGCUGGCAUCGCUGGGCUAGUUGGCAAUUGCUCUAUACACGAGGUGAUGGGCCAAGCGAAAAAAACGAUUCCGCUCCGUGGACUUCUCAUUGCUCGACGAGAAUGA